AUGGCCGAUGAUCUCUCUUCCUUCGCCAAGGAUGUUUUGCUUGUAAAGGGUUUGAAGAGUUCUACGUUUGUGUGGAGGCUGGUUGUCUUGACUUUUGUAAUGGUCUGUGGUGUGUAUAUAUGUUCAAUUUGUCUGAAGCAGAUAGGCACUGGCAGCAAGAUUGGUUUUGUAGACAUCAAGAUUGUUCAAAAACCAUGCCCAGAACCUAACAUUGAACCUUGGGAGAUUCCUUAUGUGCACUACCCUAACCCCAAAACUUACAGCAGGGCGGAAUGCGCUUGCCACCCUGUGCGCUAUUUUGCUAUUCUGUCAAUGCAGAGAUCUGGGAGUGGAUGGUUUGAGACGUUUUUAAACAGUCAUGAUAACAUAAGCUCAAAUGGGGAAAUCUUUUCGGUUAAGGUGAGAAGGAGUAACAUGUCAACAAUAACGGAGACUCUGGAUACAAUUUAUAAUCUAGACUGGUUAAGUAGUGCUUCAAAAAAUGAGUGCACCACUGCUGUUGGCUUGAAGUGGAUGCUUAAUCAGGGAUUGAUGCAGCAUCAUGAACAAAUUGCUGAGUACUUCAGAUUACAUGGUGUUUCGCUCAUAUUUCUUUUCAGAAGGAAUCUUUUGCGCAGGAUGGUUUCUGUUCUUGCUAAUGAAUAUGAUAGAAAUGCUAAGCUACUAAACGGGACUCACAAGUCUCAUGUUCAUUCACCCAAGGAGGCAGAAGUACUUGCACAAUACAAGCCUGUAAUCAAUUCAACAUUGCUGAUUGGACAACUAAGACAAGUGAAUGAAACCACGACCAAAGCUUUGGAGUAUUUCAAGAGCACCCGGCACAUUAUCCUGUACUAUGAAGACGUAGUAAAAAACCGUACAAAACUAAGGGAUGUUCAGGAUUUUCUAAAGGUUCCUCAAAUGGAUUUGAAGAGCCGUCAAGUGAAGAUACAUAAAGGGUCCUUAUCCAGCCAAAUUGGAAACUGGGACAAUGUAAGCAAGGCACUAACAGGAACACCAUACGAGAGUUUCAUCCAUGAAGAUUAUCGUAGUUGCUUGAAGAGCCAACAGGAGAACCACCCUGUUGAAAUUUUGGCCACUGUCCUCUCUCAUUUUUGUAGUCGUUAUUCUUGUCUUCUUAUUCACUUGUUAGUCAAAUUUGCGCGUUUAGAGGAGACACCUAAAAGUCUAAAAUUUGAUUCCGGAAGUACCAAGUUGACUAGGAAACGUGACACGGUGGCUUCAAUAUCUCAGCCUGGUCUUGGCAUCUCCGCACCCGCUUGGACCAG
Sphenostylis stenocarpa is the source of this 1268-nucleotide messenger RNA. Lineage: Eukaryota; Viridiplantae; Streptophyta; Magnoliopsida; Fabales; Fabaceae. The record is from the annotation of a GenBank genome assembly.